AUGACCAGAUUACGAUUGAUUGCUGCCGCCAGGACGGCCAGGCCGUUCUUCGCUUCUCCCUGCCGCAAUGGCAGGUCUCUCGCCCUUGCGACCACCGCCGCCGGAGCAACCUCCAUCUCGGUGCCGGUCCCGAUGGCGGCACCCGCACGCUUCUACUCGGCCGAGGCGCGCAAGAACUGGAAGGAGAAGCUCGCAGAGUUCUCCAAGCAGGACAAGACGCCUCUGUACGAUUUCCACAUCGCUCACGGCGGCAAGAUGGUCAUCUUUGGCGGCCAUCACAUGCCCGUGCAGUAUACCGGACUGGGCCUGGCCGAGUCCCACCACUUCACCCGCAACCAUGCUUCCCUCUUCGAUGUCAGCCACAUGGUUCAGCACCGCUUCACCGGCCCCAAGGCAGCGUCGUUCCUCGAGACUGUCACGCCAUCCAGCGUCGCCGACAUGGAGAUCAAUUCGAGCAAGCUCAGCACGUUCCUGUGGCCGAAGACGGGAGGCAUUGUCGACGAUACCAUGAUCACCCGCCUCGGCGAGAACGAAUACGCUGUCGUCUCCAACGCCGGCACGCGGGAGAAGAUCUUCAAGUACCUUACCGAGCAGACAGCCGAGCUACAGAACCCUGAGAGCAACGACUUCUGGUGGGAGGUCCUUGAGGGAUACGGCUUGGUUGCCCUGCAGGGCCCCCAGGCAGCCGAGAUUCUUGAAGAGAUCCUUGACCCCGCCGACGGUCUCGACCUAAACAAGCUGUACUUUGGUAACACUGGCUUUGCCAAGCUCAAGUACAAGGUCGAUGGCGAGUGGAAGACAACAUCUGAGAAGGCCAUGAUCAGCCGAGGUGGAUACAGUGGAGAGGACGGCUUCGAGAUCUCCUUCAAGGCGACCAACGGCGAGGCAGACCCGCUGGCUCGGACUCUGCUCGAGGUCGCCGGGCCCGAGAGACUUCAACUUGCCGGUCUCGGCGCGCGCGACAGCUUGCGCCUGGAGGCUGGCAUGUGCUUGUACGGCCACGACAUUGACGACACCACCACCCCAGUGGAGGGCAGCCUUUCGUGGAUUAUCCCCAAGGAGAGAAGGGCUAAGGGUGGCUUCCACGGUGCCGAGGUCAUCACCAAGCAGCUCGUGCCCAAGAGCAAGGGCGGCGCUGGCAUCGAGAGACGCCGUGUGGGUUUCUUCAUUACCGGUGCGCCUGCGCGCGAGGGUGCCGAGAUCUUCACCCAGGACGGCGAGAAGGUGGGAGUAAUCACCAGUGGCUCGCCCAGCCCGACAUUGGGCAAGCACAUCGCCAUGGGAUAUGUCAAGGAGGGACUGCACAAGUCAGGCACUGAGUUGGAUGUAGUUGUGCGAGGCAAGAAGAGGGCGGCAACGGUAGCCAAGAUGCCCUUCGUGCCUAGCAAAUAUUUCAAGGGACCUACUCCCGCACCGGCGUAA
Molecule: messenger RNA, 1422 nt
Organism: Colletotrichum truncatum
Lineage: Eukaryota; Fungi; Ascomycota; Sordariomycetes; Glomerellales; Glomerellaceae
Product: glycine cleavage system t protein
Biological process (GO): glycine catabolic process
Cellular component (GO): mitochondrion
Molecular function (GO): aminomethyltransferase activity; protein binding
Source: RefSeq, a predicted model, not a curated record